Condylura cristata (star-nosed mole) is the source of this 4324-nucleotide messenger RNA. It is a transcript of the gene SLC9A6, whose product is annotated as solute carrier family 9, subfamily A (NHE6, cation proton antiporter 6), member 6. Gene Ontology annotation, cellular component: membrane; recycling endosome. The coding region runs from base 31 to 1983 and encodes 650 amino acids. Gene Ontology annotation, molecular function: sodium:proton antiporter activity. Lineage: Eukaryota; Metazoa; Chordata; Mammalia; Eulipotyphla; Talpidae. The transcript has 16 exons. Gene Ontology annotation, biological process: regulation of pH; sodium ion transport; proton transmembrane transport. The record is from RefSeq and is a predicted model, not a curated record.
GGCGCUGGCGGAGCCGGAGCGGCGAGAGCCAUGGACGACGAGGAGAUCGUGUCUGAGAAGCAGGCGGAGGAGAGCCACCGGCAGGACAGCGCCAACCUGCUCAUCUUCAUCCUGCUGCUCACCCUCACCAUUCUCACCAUCUGGCUCUUCAAGCACCGCCGGGCCCGCUUCCUGCACGAAACCGGCCUGGCUAUGAUUUAUGGUCUUUUAGUGGGCCUUGUGCUUCGAUAUGGCAUUCAUGUUCCAAGUGAUGUAAAUAAUGUGACCCUGAGCUGUGAAGUGCAGUCGAGCCCCACUACUUUAUUGGUGAAUGUCAGUGGAAAAUUUUAUGAAUAUACGCUGAAAGGAGAGAUUAGUUCACAUGAACUCAAUAAUGUUCAAGAUAAUGAAAUGCUUAGAAAGGUUACUUUUGAUCCAGAAGUGUUUUUCAACAUAUUACUUCCUCCUAUCAUAUUUUAUGCAGGAUAUAGUCUGAAAAGGAGACAUUUCUUUCGAAACCUUGGGUCUAUCCUAGCAUAUGCCUUCCUUGGAACAGCAAUUUCUUGUUUUGUAAUCGGGUCCAUAAUGUACGGCUGUGUGAUGUUGAUGAAAGUGACCAGUCAACUUGCAGGAGAUUUUUACUUCACAGAUUGCUUGCUUUUCGGUGCCAUUGUCUCAGCAACAGACCCAGUGACUGUACUUGCCAUAUUCCACGAGCUUCAAGUUGAUGUUGAACUCUAUGCUCUUCUUUUUGGUGAAAGUGUCCUCAAUGAUGCUGUUGCCAUAGUGCUGUCCUCUUCGAUCGUGGCAUACCAACCUGCCGGAGACAACAGCCACACCUUUGAUGUCACCGCCAUGUUCAAAUCUAUAGGUAUUUUCCUUGGGAUCUUCAGUGGAUCUUUUGCCAUGGGAGCUGCCACAGGCGUGGUGACAGCAUUAGUGACAAAGUUCACCAAAUUGCGUGAGUUCCAGCUGUUGGAGACAGGCUUGUUCUUCUUGAUGUCCUGGAGUACCUUCCUCCUGGCUGAGGCAUGGGGCUUCACAGGUGUCGUUGCAGUAUUGUUUUGUGGCAUCACACAGGCCCAUUACACAUAUAAUAAUUUGUCCACGGAGUCUCAGCAUAGAACUAAACAGUUGUUUGAGCUUCUCAAUUUCUUGGCAGAAAAUUUCAUCUUUUCCUACAUGGGGUUGACACUCUUCACCUUCCAGAACCAUGUCUUUAACCCAACAUUCGUCGUAGGAGCUUUUGUUGCUAUUUUCUUGGGAAGAGCUGCCAAUAUUUACCCCUUGUCCCUCUUACUCAAUUUGGGGAGAAGAAGUAAGAUUGGAUCAAAUUUUCAACAUAUGAUGAUGUUUGCUGGCCUGCGCGGCGCCAUGGCGUUCGCCUUGGCCAUUCGUGAUACUGCCACUUACGCAAGGCAGAUGAUGUUCAGUACCACACUGCUGAUUGUGUUUUUCACUGUGUGGGUAUUUGGUGGUGGCACCACUGCCAUGCUGUCGUGCUUGCAUAUAAGGGUUGGUGUUGAUUCAGACCAAGAACAGUUGGGUAUUCCUGAAAAUGAAAGAAGAACUACCAAAACAGAGAGUGCCUGGCUUUUCCGGAUAUGGUACAACUUUGAUCAUAACUACCUGAAGCCUCUGCUGACACACAGUGGGCCUCCACUCACAACAACACUCCCUGCCUGCUGUGGGCCCAUCGCCAGGUGCCUGACCAGCCCCCAGGCUUACGAGAACCAGGAACAACUGAAAGAUGAUGACUCGGAUCUUAUUCUCAAUGACGGCGAUAUUAGCUUGACUUAUGGGGACUCCACUGUGAAUACUGAGUCAGCAGUGUCCGGUGCCCCUAGGAGAUUUAUGGGAAACAGUUCUGAAGAUGCUUUGGAUCGGGAGCUGGCAUUUGGAGACCAUGAACUGGUCAUUCGGGGAACACGCCUGGUUCUUCCUAUGGAUGAUUCUGAACCCCCAUUAAAUUUGUUAGAUAAUACGAGACACAGUCCAGCCUAAGCUUCUUAAUACCCACUUAGUGAUUUGUAAAAUUUGCACAUGUGAUUGUGAAGAAAUACGUACUACCUAAAAAGCCCCAGUGCAUGUCUCUGAAUGUGUAAGCUAUAUAAAUGCUGUUUAUAUGGCAUCGAGGAAUAUAAAUAUCCUGUACAAGGCAGAUUGUGAACAAACUAUCCUUUUCUGUUUCCUUGGCUGCACUAUGUAGACUGGAUCUGUUUUUAGAAAGUUCUUUUCAUAGUGAUGUGUGUUUCUGUUAGCUUUCUGUCUCAGUUUAAGUAGAAAAAACUCACAGACUUACUCUUUCUUAUAUUUACCCGACACUUAACCAGAGUACCAAGUUCUUGUGAUGUGACUGAAUUUUUGUUUCGUGGGAGGAGAGGGAGGAGGAGGGAGCGUUACUUCUGGGAAGCCCAGGGAGGAGAGGCUCCUGUUGGCAAACUUGGAUUGACCGCUGCUGCCUUUGUCGUGACUCUUUUCUUUCCCUUUUCUCUGGUGGCCUGUUGUGGUGUGUUGGGAUCUUGGUCCAUUCAGGUUGGGGAGUGAAGUGCAGGGGUCCUUUUCCCCCAUUACCAUGAACGAAUAGAUUCCUCCAUCUGCUAUUCCAGAAGAGAAGAUCGCAGAAGAUGCCAAGACUAGAAGGAGUUGCAUCCUGCGAAGGUCGCCGCAGUACAGGUGUAUAUAAUUCAGGACACGACUCAUGUGUGGGGCUGGGGUGAAGGGCAGGAGGGGAGGCAAGAGAAUGGUGGUUCCAGAGAUCUCUCUUCCCAGCUAUGUAAAUAUUCUAGAGCAGAUAAGUUUAAAUAUGAAAUGUAAUUGCUGCUUACUUUUUGACUAUAUACUUUAUCUGUACAGCAAGCUUUGUGGUCAGAAGUUUUUAUAUCAAUUUAAAUCGCUGCUCUUUAGCAGCCAAACAGGAGCAAAAUGUAAAAUUUUUGAACUUACUGUGUCUAAUUGUCAUUUGUUAGUGUGUAGUUGAUGUAAACAUUAAUUUAUGAAUCGUGAUUGUUCCAUACUACACCAAAGUCAGCCAUGAGGGAGACACCACGCCCUGCAGAGCUUACUGUCCGGGCGGUGGCUUUUUAUGCGUCAGGUGUAGCUGUCUUCAUUUCUUCAUUUUCAUCAUGUUACCUUUUAAUAUCCGAUGCCUACGCUGCCGUGUCUUUUUUUUUUUCUUUUUACUUUACAGUUUUCAAGGAAGAAUACAUAAUGAUUUCCCAUUUCAUAUUCAGGGUAUGAAAGUGGAUUCUACUUUGUAAUGCUGAAAAUGCCUGACGGUGCAUUGACCGCUUGGAAGGGGGUACCUUUUGUUGUCGCUUCUGUUAAUAUUUCAGGAGAAAAAUAAAAACUUCUGUGAGUUUUUCCCCUUCAGGUCUGAGCUAGCAUUGCCUUAAAUCUUAUUCAAUCUGAGGGUUGUUGUGUUUAUGCGAUGUCCAAAUUUCCCGAUGAAAAAUCUUUCCUGACAAAACGUCCCUUUUCUCCCAAAGGUAUUUGUGUUGUUGCAAACACUCCUUGAGACUUAAAGGGAUUCUACUGUCGUACCCUUGAGUGGCAGCUCUAACUGUUGGCGUAGCCAUUUGUUACUUAGUGCUAGCAACUUUCCUGCCAUGCAGGAACCCCGUGAAGUCUGCAUUUUAUACGAUGUGUGCCUCUCCAUGCAGUCAGUCCUUCCUUGUCAACUUGUUGACACUUCAGCGCCAUUUACCCACAGUUAUUCAAGUUGUAAAAGGUUAUAUAAGAAAUUAACAACUACCUUUUUUAUUCUGUCAAAUUAUUGAGCUCACUUUAUGAAAAUGGCUGUAAAUAGCAUGACAAUAUUCAGUAACUUGUCUGUUUCAGCAUGCAUAAGACUUUUUCUUGGGCAAACUGAUAAAAGCUUGAGUCAACUAAAUCUGCCUUCACACUUUAUCAAAGGGGAACCAAGCCUGCUGUGCUUACAUCAGCAUCUGGAAGACUUUUCUCUCCUCUAAUCUGUAUACACAUCUCCAAGCCAAGAUAAAACUCUGCUCACACACCUAUUGGUUGAAACACCUGAAUGAACUUGGAUGAAGCAGUCUCAGUCGCCAUCCUGCGCAAGUAGAACUCCUCUCGGACUUGUUUUUCUGUUGUUCGUGGACCCCCACACAUUUGAAUGACUUGAACAUUACAUCUUUUAAGUUAUUUUUUAAGGUUCCUUGGCAUUUUAUCCUAGUUGUCUGUGUUUGGCAAUGUGCUGUUAAAGUAAGAUUUUUAAUCUUUAUGUAUUUUUUUUGUUUUCCGUUGGAGUACUUGGACAGAUGUUAUAGUGGUUUCUUUUAGGAAAAUCUAUCAUUAAAAAAAUUAUAGCCUUGCAAAUAACCACUCA